AUGACUUUCCCGGCCGACUUCCCCAGACCGGAUGCCAAAAAAAACGACGCCAGGAAUGUCUUCGUGCAAAUGGAAUGGGUCCCCGAUAUGGCCCGCGCCGUGCGCUCUGUGGAUCCUUUGCAGCUGGAUACCGUGGAGGAGCUCGAACUCGAGAUGGACAAGAAGCUCCGCACCGCCUGGGAUCUUCUGAUGCGCGGCGAGGGCUUCGACAUCGGAUCUCACUCGGUGACCCAGGAAAGCACGCUGAACAGGUCCGACACACUGACGGUCGGCAAAAAAGUGGAGAAGCUUCCUCCACCUCCCGGCGAGAUCGGCGCACAAAGGCUCAUGGAACUACUUGCAGCCAGCUUCGACUGGGACGCGUCUUUGCGCGACCCCGCAGCAGCGUUGGCGAUCCUUGGGCGGAAACACGACGAGAAGUUGAGCUACACGGACAUGGUGCAGCUGCUCCUGGAUGGGCGUUUCCGCACACGUGAUGUUGGACGGAACUUUGUGCUGCUCUCCCUUGCAGAGGCAGAGACGCUUCGGCGCAUUCUCCAUGCCCGGCUGCAGGAGGGUUCUACCAUCCUCAAGCAGUCGCCAAGUUCCGCCUUGGCUCUUCGCUGCGUCUUCGCCGGCAACGCCGUGUUGGAUGCCUCGAAGUCCUUUCAACCAGGUCCGACCUUCCAGUGCCGCAUGUUGCAUCAACUGGCGCGGUUUUUAGAUGGCCAAUCCUUCUACCGACCGCCUGAGAUCUCAGUGCUGCUACGUGCUCUGCAGCGGAACAGGCCGUUUGACCGACGGCGCUUUUUCGAGGGCCUGGGCGGCUGCCGUCGCCGGGGAGGAGGCGCAGCCGGCGGCUGGGAGCAGCAGCCAGUGGCAGAGGUACUUCGGCCCUGGCUUGAGUUCGAGCAGAUUCUGGCGCGGGUGCGCGCGGUCCGCCUCCAUGCUGCGAUCUACGGCCAGGGCCUUUCCGUGCAGAUGGCUUUCCAGCGCUUCGACGUGAAUCAGUCCGGCCUGCUCGAGCCCAUGGAAUUGUGCAGAGCUUUGCGAGAGCUGGGCUUCGCUUUCGAUGCUUACGAAGUGGCGAACUGGAUCGAAGCAGUGGACACCACCGGAAAUCAUUGCGCCGACUAUGCGGAGUUCUUCGCAUUCUGCAAGCUUCAGGUGGAUGCCCUCCUUGGCGACUCGACCGUUCCCCGCUUUGCCGCUCCCUCCUUUUCUCGGAUUCUCGGAAAGAUGCCGCCGAAAUCCAUUCUGGACGGAGGAGCCUAUGACAAUGCAGCCACGCUCAACGCGGCGAGCUUGACAGCGGCGGCUGCAGCUGGUCAGAAUGGGAAAACCUAUACCACUGUGGCCAUCCUUGAGGAUGCAGGCGAUGCAGAAAUUGACGUUGAGGCGGUGACCGGGUUGCUGUCUGCCCCAGAUGCCACGGUCUUUAUCACGGACCUCCAGGCCUUAGAGGGACAAGCGCUGAACCUGUUCUCUAUCGAAUCAGGUGCCCUGCCAGGUGUGCACAAGGAAACGUAUAACGCAGGAGCCCCGUCGCUUCGAGCACAACUUAUGCAGAGUUUUGGAUUUAAUCUCAUGGAUGGUGCCGAAUUCGUAGGACCAGCGAAACUGCCAGAUGUCGCUGCACUGGCGCACUGUAAACUCGGCUCUGCGAUCAAUAGCCGAUGCACGCUUUCUGAUCUCGCAACAGGACGGCUCAUGGUGUUGCUGUGCUCGUUGUUUACGAUAAUGGGCGCCGCAUCCAGCCUGGCAUCCCUCACCUCCAAGAAAGCAAUCGGGCAUUAUACUGCCUUCUCGUCGGGCCAAAAGCCUCAAGGCUAUAGUGCCCAAGCAGCGUUUUUCGCAGGAGCUUAUGGCACCCUGCUCGGCCAACUUCCGUCUGGUGUGUUGUCGGGGCUCGCAGGGGUGUAUGUUGUGUCAAGCCUGCUGACGGUCACAUUGCUUGCCGAGCCAAAGCACACACAACUCUUGGCCCUCUUGGCUGCGGCGCCAUAA
Messenger RNA from Symbiodinium sp. CCMP2592, 1986 nucleotides. NCBI's taxonomy places the organism in Eukaryota, Dinophyceae, Suessiales, Symbiodiniaceae. The record is from the annotation of a GenBank genome assembly.